Messenger RNA from Varanus komodoensis (Komodo dragon), 12645 nucleotides. RefSeq names its product bromodomain and WD repeat domain containing 1 (gene BRWD1). NCBI's taxonomy places the organism in Eukaryota, Metazoa, Chordata, Lepidosauria, Squamata, Varanidae. Gene Ontology annotation, biological process: regulation of transcription by RNA polymerase II; cytoskeleton organization; regulation of cell shape. Gene Ontology annotation, molecular function: protein binding. Gene Ontology annotation, cellular component: nucleus. Bases 56 to 7783 code for a protein of 2575 amino acids. The transcript has 52 exons. The record is from RefSeq and is a predicted model, not a curated record.
CGCCCAUAUAUACAUAGACAUAGAGCGGAGGGGGAGGGGAGGCGUCGACAGGAUUAUGUCGAGCCAGGCCUGGGCCGCCGCCGCCGCCGCGCCAGGCAGAGCCCUGAGUCCUAAUCUUGUGCUGGCAACGGUGGCCGCUGCGGAUAUGGCCGAGUCCUCGCCGGCCUCCAGUUCUACCUUAGGCACCGGCAGCGUUUCUCUGCCACUGAUUGAGUCAGAAUUAUACUUCCUCAUAGCUCGGUUCUUGACCACUGGGCCUUGCAGGAGAACAGCUGAGGUGCUGGUGCAAGAACUGGAACAGCACCAGUUACUUCCUAAAAGAUUGGAUUGGGAAGGAAAAGAGCAUUGCAGAAGUUAUGAAGACUUGGUCUUAUCUAACAAACAUGUGGCUCCAGACCACUUGCUGCAAAUUUGCAAGAGGAUUGGCCCUGUUCUGGAUAAGGAGAUUCCACCCAGCAUUCCGAGAGUGAACUCAUUGCUAGGUGCAGGGAAGCAAUCCUUGCUGCGCACAGCAAAAGAUUGCAGAAACACAGUUUGGAAGGGCUCAGUCCUUGCUGCCCUUCACAGAGGAAGACCCCCUGAAAUGCCUGUUAAUUGUGCUACACUACCAAAUCUAGUGGAAGAAAAUUAUGCAAAACAUUUGACCGGAUGUACAAGAUCCAGUUCUGCAUUCCCAGGAAACAUGUAUCAGCAUAUAAAGAUGCAUAGACGAAUUCUGGGUCAUCUCUCUGCAGUUUACUGUGUGGCUUUUGAUAGAACAGGCCACAGGAUAUUCACUGGGUCAGAUGACUGUUUGGUAAAAAUUUGGUCCACACACAAUGGUCGGUUGCUUGCUACACUGAGAGGUCAUUCAGCAGAGAUCUCUGAUAUGGCUGUGAAUUAUGAAAACACAAUGAUUGCUGCUGGCAGUUGUGAUAAAAUUAUCAGGGUUUGGUGUCUCAGAACAUGUGCCCCAAUUGCUGUUCUACAAGGACACACAGGAUCGAUUACGUCUCUGCAAUUUAGCCCAUUGGUCAGAGACUCCAUGAGAUACAUGGCUUCAACAGGUGUAGAUGGAACAGUUUGCUUCUGGCAAUGGGAUACCAUUUCUAUGAAAUUCAAUAACCGGCCACUGAAAUUCACAGAAAAGCCUAGACCUGGAGUUCAAAUGCUCUGUUCUUCCUUCAGUGUUGGUGGAAUGUUCCUAGCAACCGGCAGUACUGACCAUGUUAUUAGAAUGUAUUAUUUUGGUUCUGAAACACCUGAAAAAAUUGCAGAGUUGGAGAGUCAUGCUGAUAAAGUUGACAGCAUUCAGUUUUCGAAUGGUGAUGAUAGGUUCAUAAGUGGCAGCAGAGAUGGAACAGCCCGAAUCUGGCGAUUCCAGCAAGCUGAGUGGAAGAGCAUUUUGUUGGAUAUGGCUGACAAAUUACCUAGUGGUUUGUGUUCAGAAGAGGAUAAAUUUAUGAAGCCCAAAGUGACCAUGAUAGCCUGGAGUCAAAAUGAUAACUUGGUGGCUACUGCUGUGAACAAUCAUCUACUCAAAGUGUGGAAUUCUUACACUGGACAGCUGCUUCAUGAUCUCACGGGGCAUGUGGAUGAAGUGUUCGUUUUGGAGCCCCACCCAUUUGAUUCCAGAAUUAUGUUGUCUGCAGGCCAUGAUGGCAAUAUCUUUAUCUGGGAUAUAACAAAAGGCAUUCAAAUAAAACAUUAUUUUAACAUAAUUGAAGGACAAGGUCAUGGUGCUGUCUUUGAUUGCAAAUUUUCAUCAGAUGGACAACACUUUGCUUGUACAGAUUCUCAUGGACAUCUUUUGAUAUUUGGCUUUGGUUGUAGCAAACAUUAUGAAAAGAUUCCUGAUCAGAUGUUCUUCCAUACUGACUACCGACCACUGAUUCGCGAUUCUAACAAUUAUGUCCUAGAUGAGCAAACUCAACAGGCUCCUCACCUUAUGCCCCCACCAUUCCUGGUAGAUGUGGAUGGGAACCCUCACCCAACAAAAUACCAGCGGUUGGUACCAGGGAGAGAGAAUUGUGCAGAUGAGCAUCUGAUACCUCAACUGGGAUAUGUAGCAACAAUUGAUGGAGAGGUUGUGGAGCAAGUAAUCGGUCAACAGACUGCUGAUCAAGAUGAACAAGGACAGGAACCCAGCAUACUUGAUGGCAUGAUUAGGCAGCUACAACAAGAGCAAGACCAAAGAACUGGUACAGAUCAAGACAUUCUAUCACCUGGACCACAAAACAUUGAAGGAACACCUAGAAGAGAUUUCCGAAGGCCAAGUCUAGAUAUCCAGUCGCCUCCUAAUAUUGGCUUGCGGCGUAGUGGUCAAGUGGAAGGUGUGCGUCAGAUGCAUCAGAAUGCUCCAAGGAGUCAGAUUGCCACAGAGAGAGAUCUACAAGCUUGGAGACGGAGAGUAGUUGUUCCAGAACUAGCAUCUGGCAUUUUCAGAAAUCAGAAGGUGUAUAGGAUUGCAAAAGGAGAAGAAGAGAAAUGGUUGUAUAAGACUGAGCUAAAAAGGAAAAUGUUUCAGGCUUCAGAAAAGAGUGAUUCUGAAGAGUCACUGAUGCAAUCCAAAAGAAGGCUUCAUAGACGUAAAUAUGCAACAUAUAGAACACGGAAUAAUAUUCAACAAUCAGAUUCUUCUAGUGAAAAUGUAGAUGACUCUUUUCAUCUCAUAGAACAGGAGGCAGAAGAAAGUGAUGUUUUGAGUUUGUCUUCUCAUGAAGAAGAAUGGAAGAGUGACAAAAAAACCAACAGUAAUAGUUCCAGUGACUCUUCAAGCCAGUAUUCUGACUGGAUUGCUGAUGCAGGGAUUAACCUGCAGCCCCCUGUAAGAACUUCUCGUCGCAGAACUGUCAGAUAUUGUAGUUCUUCUGAAGAUGAAGUCUCACUGGAAAAAAUGUUUCCACCAAAGAGGAGGAAAAAAAGGCGGAAAAAAUACAAACCAAAGGGGCAUAAGGAGGACUUGCAAGUGAACACUCCCCAGCAGUUGACAUCCCCCGAACUUUCCUCUGAGUUCCAGCCUCCUGACUGGAUAACAGACAUCAGACUCCGAAGGUCUCCUUUUGUCCCACAAAUGGGUGAUGAGGUGGUAUAUUUUCGACAAGGUCAUGAAGCUUAUAUUGAAGCAGUGAGAAAAAACAAUAUUUAUAAAUUAAAUCCUCACAAGGAGCCAUGGAGAAAAAUGAUUCUUAGGGAACAAGAAUUGGUCAAAAUUGUUGGGUUACGUUAUGAAGUUGGGCCUCCUACACUAUGCUGUCUCAAGCUUAAUCUUAUGGAUCAUGUUACAGGGCAGCUUCUGGAUAAAUCAUUUUCUCUCAAAUACCAUGAUAUGCCAGAUGUUAUUGACUUCCUUGUGUUACGUCAGUUCUAUGAAGAAUCACGACAACAAAACUGGCAACCUUGUGACCGCUUCCGUUCAAUUAUUGAUGAUGCUUGGUGGUUUGGAACUGUCUUAAGUCAAGAGCCGUAUCAGCUACAAUAUCCAGACAGCCCUUUUCAGUGUUACAGUGUUAAAUGGGACAAUGGUGAAACUGAAAGACUUAGUCCAUGGGAUAUGGAACCAAUUCCAGAGAAUGUAGUUGAUCAGCCUGAGGAAUUGGGAGCUAGUGUUUCUGUGACUGCUGAAGAAAUGUCAAAACUAUUAUACAAACCUCAGAAGGGAGAAUGGCAGGGAAAGUCCCAGGAUGAAGAGUGUGAAAGGAUUAUUUCUGGAAUUGAUCAGCUUUUGAAACUUGAUAUUGCAGCAGCAUUUGCUGGUCCUGUUGAUCUGAACACAUAUCCAAAGUACAGUACAGUAAUAGCUUAUCCGACAGACCUUUGGACUAUCCGCAUGAGACUAGUCAACCAAUUUUACAGGAGAAUUUCUGCAUUGAUUUGGGAAGUAAGGUGUAUUGAAAGCAAUGCCCUAACUUUCAAUGAACCCAACAGUACUAUUGCUAGGUCUGCUCAAAAAAUCACAGAUCAGCUCCUAGAAUUCAUCAGGAAUCCAAAUUGUACCAGUAUUUUUGAGUUGUGUAUAGCAACCAACAGUGAGGAUAGCAGUGAUGCUGGUGAACUGGAUGAUGAAGAGACUUACAUGCCAAGAGCAUCUUCUAGAAAAAAACAGGUCCUUAGACGGAAAACCACUGCAAAACCCAGCUAUGAUGAAAAUAGUUGGAAGAAACAGUGUAUGGAACUUGUAAAUUUAAUUUUCCAGUGUGAGGAUUCUGAGCCAUUUCGACAACCUGUUGACCUGGAUCAUUACCCAGACUACAGAGAAAUUAUAGAUACACCAAUGGACUUGGGCACAGUGAAAGAGACACUAGAAGCUGGAAAUUAUGAUACUCCAAUGGAACUGUGCAAAGAUAUCAGAUUAAUAUUUAGCAAUGCUAAAGCAUAUACCCCAAACAAAAGGUCUAAGAUAUACAGUAUGACAUUGAGAUUAUCUGCACUGUUUGAGGAAAAAAUGAGAAGAAUCAUUUCUGACUUUAGAACUGGACAAAAAUACAAUGAAAAAUUCCACAACAGUCGGCAACACAACAGGAAGUUGCAAACUCAGAGUGAAACUGUACAGCACUCUACCAAAACACUCAGAAAUGCAAAGCAGAAGCAAUGUAAGUCUCAGGCAAAAAUUCAGUCUGAGCCAGAAGACUCUUCUAACCAAAAUACCUCCAACAGAAAGUUCUGUCUUACAAGCCAUAGCAUGUACCCUAGCAGCUCCAGUCGCAGUAUUGCUGGCAUAUCUUCUGAUUCAACCUCUACAUCAUCUUUUGGAAAAAAAGCACGAUCAAGAAAUAUAUCUGUGACAUGCAGUUCCACAUUGUCAUCAGAAAGUGAAUUAGAACACUCCACAACUGCUUCAUCUUCAAGUAGUUCAGAGGAAAGCAAAGAAAGUUCUGCAGCUCUGUCAUCUCCUGCAAUGCAUAAUGGAAUAAAUGAGAAAAAGAGAAGUAACUUCAGAGUCACUAGAAACAGAGUGUAUCAGCAAAAACAAAUGGCUUCUCAAGAGAAUGGAAAUAGCCAAAGGACUACCAGGAGAAGAAUAUAUGGGAGACAAACUGGCAAUUCAAAAGAGACUUAUGAAACUGUGAGCAAUAGAUGUGGAAGGCACAGAAAAAUUCCACGUAGAAGUGCUACUGUAGCAGCUAAUAAAUUAAGACUGAUGAGUGAUGUAGAAGAGGAGCUCUCUAGCUCAGAAGGUGUUGGUAUUGGAAGCAAAAACAGAAAAUUGCCUCAUCGCACUGCUUCUGCUGCAGCCCGAAAAUUAUUGCGAAAUGACUCUGAGGAAGAAGGUUCCAUGCAAUCUGAAAGUGAUAUAGAGAGAGAACAGUCUAACAGAAGAAAGACCACCAAAGCUGGUUCAGCUCUUGUUAAAAAAAGACAUGUUAGUGAAUCUGAAAGUGGAAGCUCAGAUUCUGAGAGUGAUGUACAAACAGCAUUAAAAAGGCGCCCUGUUAAUGGACAUAAGCAGCUGCACAGAACUGCCCACUCUGUAUCUCCUAAAGUAAAGCCCAUGAUGGACUUCUCAGAAGAUGAUUCCAAAAGUCAUGUGUCAGAGGAUGGGAGCAUUAAAAAAACUUAUCAGUUGGUUUCUGCACACAAAAGCAACUCAGAGGCAGAUUCUGAGCCAGAGAGAUGCAAUGGCUUAGCUAAACAGAACUGUAGAAAGGUAAAAGCUCACAUUAGGAAAGCUAAAGUUUUGAGUGACUCAGAAGAUGGAGUAGAGUCACAGGGAGAGGAUGAAAAUAUCACUUUAUCUCAGAACAGAGACUUUUCUGUAACUUCAAAGCAAUUCAAAACUAGCUCUGAGUGCUUGUCUAAUUUGGAUUCUGGAACUGAUAGCAGCUCAAGAAAAAGCUCAAGAAAAAGAAGGGAACCCAUCAGGAAAGAAUGUGUCCUCCAAGAGAAUGGACUUAGAAGAAAUACCAGAAAAAGAAGAUAUGAAAGUGAUUCUCAGAAAGAAGAGGGGGCUUAUAAAAUGGAAAAUAGUGACCAUGGUGGUUACCAGAAAUUGGCAUCCAGAAGUGCUGCUAUGACAGUUAAUAAAUCAAGACUUAUGAGUCAAGUGGAAGACCUCUCCAGUGCAGAAGUCAGAGGCUGUAGAAACAAGAAUGGAAAACUUAGCCAUCGUAGUGUUGCUCCUACAACCAGAAAGAGUUCAGAUAGUUCAGGGAACGGAAGCCAGCAAUCUGGUGAAGAAAAAGCGGGGCGCUGUAACAGAAGAAAGUGCACUCAGACUGGGUCAGGUGCAGUUUCUACUCGGACUUAUGAUAGUGACUCUGAAAAUAGAACUUCAGAUUCUAACCAUGCUACAAGAAAAAGCAGGCGUAUGAACCCUCAUGGGCAGAAACACAAAACUACAUAUGAAGAACCCCUUGGUCUAAAAUCUAAAGCAGAAGUUUUGGAGAAAAAAUCCAGGGUGGAGGUUUCAGAAAGAAACUUCAAGGGCCAUAUGUCAAAGAACAGAAGUCUUGAUAAACAUCCUGGGUAUAUGCACAAUACUGUUGACCAUUCUGAAUCUGAAGCAGUUUCUGACUUAGACCAAUAUAGUAAUGAAGUUAAGAGGCAAAACAACUAUUGGAGGACUGCAGCUUCCAGGAAAUCAAAAUCCAAAAAUCACGUCCAAGCAGCAACAGAAUAUGAUGUUGAAUAUAGAGGAGAUGGCACAGGGUCUCUGUCAGACAGCAAGGAACCUUCUAAAAGGAAAAAAUCUAAAUGCACAUCAGACUCCAGUUGCUGUUCUGAUCUGGAAAUUGAAAUGUAUUCCAAAAGUAGUAAUUAUAGUGAUGGCACAACACCAUUAAAGAAAAAGAGAAGCAAAGCAGAGGUCAUCAGAAAAGAAUCUUUUUCUCAAGAAAUAUGCCAAAGUCCAAAAGUACUCAGGAAUAGGAAAACGUACAAUUAUGCAGAAUCGAACAUUGAAGCUUUGAAUAUCAAAACACUUAAUGGAAAGAAAAUUACACGCCGAAGUGCUGCUGUAGCUGCAAGUAAAAUUAAACUUAUUAGUGAUGCAAGGGAAGAGCUCUCGAGUUCAGAAGUUGGGUACAGCAGAAACAAGAACAGAAAGCUGCCAUACCGCAAUGCCUCUGCUGCAGCCAGAAAAUUAAUAGAUGAUUUACCUUCAGCUUCUGAAAGUGAAGAAGAAUUGAAGGAAUGUGAGAAUAAAGAAAAAUCAGUUCAGCCCUGUUCUUAUGUGGCUAGAAAAUCUAACAAAGAACCAGAAAAGCAUUUGGCCUCUGAAAAAGAGGGUGCGGUGAAACAAAAGAGCAAACAUAGCAAUAGCUCAAGGCAACAGCGAACUCUUAGAACUAUAUCUCAAGGAUAUCAUAAAACGAAAAAAGAUGCAGUAGAAUUUUCUGAAGAAUCAUCCUCCAGUAGUGCCACAUCUGAGGAGCUGAGAAGUUCAGGUCAGCCAGUGUCCUCAGAUACCCAUAAUGCAACAAACAAUUCUGCACCAGCUUCUACAAUGAGAAAUGAGUUGAGUGAAGGAGGGGGAGGUCAAGGAGGAAGCACGUCAAAGAGCAACAAAUCUGGAACUUCAGGGAACUCAAAAUCUGAGCCAGUUGGCAGUUCCAGUUACUUUUCGGAUUCAGAUUCUCAAACCGAAUCCAAGGACAUUAACAAUAGCAGAGAUAGAAAAACAAAAAAUAGAAAAAGGAAAGCGGUUCCAGCAAGUAAAACAUUAAAUGAUGGCUUUUCUGAACCUUCCAGAACACCCCAGAGAAGGAAACGGCCCAAAGUGAAUGAAGAGAAUGAUUCUGAGGAAUUGGAUUAUACAAAGUAUAAAAGGCUCAACAGAGAAAACUACAUCCUGAGCUCUCCCUAAUGAAUGUGGAGCCUGCAAAUCUGCAUCUGAACAUGGUUGUGCGUCUGUUCCACAAUCCUUGCCACUGAAAGGGCCACAUGCACCUUGGUGCCAUGAGUGGGAACCCAUGCGUCUGUCCAGGGCCGCUGGAUUUUGCACACUUCUGGUUGUCUGUAUGACCACAGCGAGGCUGGGACCAAGAAAUGUGCCUCAGACUAUGCUAUGCAGAGGAAGCUGAAAGAAUUUUCAAUCUGGAGCUGUGACGUGCUGCAGAGCCCUUGCAUGUUUUCCACUUGAAUAGAAGCCAUUGAGCAGGUCUCAGGUUUCAUGGCACAAACAGCGGCUGUGAAGCACAGCAUCUCCUGUGAGCAUCACCGCUGCCACUGAGGGCACUUUUCCAACCAGAUCCAUACAUGGCAUGGAGGUGGAGGAGAGGCCAUGUGUCCUUCCGCUGUGCUGGGGUCAGAGAGGAGAAGGGUACCACAGAAGUUCAGAAAAAGGAUGAGGAAAUGUGGAUCUGGGAUCUCCUGCCCGUGUACCGCAGUUGCUUCCCCGGCUUGGCGUACUCGUUCUUCCUCUAGCCCUGAGUGGACAAGUGGGCACAGUUUGCUUCUCCAUCUCGAGCACCCCGGUCCUUACUAGGGCUGGUACAAGCAAGUCCAGAAGGAAGCCAAGCUGCCUUGCAUAAUCCACCUCCUCUUCUCAUCACAACAACCCUGUGAGAUACGCUUAUGGCUGCAUUCCUUUCCAUAAUUACCUGAGCGUGCAUACUCUUGAAUCCAAGAAGAUUUACUUCUGGCUAAACAUGCAUAGGAAUAUAAUUUGAAAGUACAUGAGCUUCAAUUAUUGUCACAAGUUUUUUCAAGAACAACAUGUAUAUGAACAAUGACUUCCAACCAGAAAGGAGUCCAGUGUUAAAAUAUAAUAUCCUAUUUACUUCAAGAGCAGAUGUUGAAGCCCUUCAGUUGAUCAGAAAUGAGUCUUACUCCCAGGAAAAUGGACAUAGGACUGCAGCCUAGAGAUGGAGGCAGACCAGAUCGGUUCUUAAUAAAGCAACAAUUGUUCGAGACUCAAGCCUGGAUGAGCAGGCGGAUCUGGCACGCAUUCCAGAGGCCUGGCUGGAUGAAGCCGAGUCUCCCACCAGGUCACAGGCUGCUUGCAAGUUGUACCAACAAAGGAGGUUCUACUCCAUCAUGAAUACCCUUGAAAAGGAUGGAACUUACGAAGUGACAUAACUUCCAACCAGUUGGUUGGGGGCUUAUGAAAUGGUAUCUUCAGUACUUAGUAUCUUGAGAGUACCUUCAGGACAUAAUCUUUAACCAAUGGCAAGGUGAUGGCAAGCAUCUUGAUGGAGUUGCAAGUGGUUAAUGAAAGCUUUUAAUCUUUUUUUUUUUUUUUAAACCGUGCAUGACACUUGGGUGGUUGGGGUUGAAAAGCAAAUAGCUUGGCCAGAAGAUUUAAUGCUCCCCUCACAGUGCCUGAUACUCACAAGCCAAAUCAGGACCAUGAAACUUCCUCUACAGCAGCGGGUGCAGAACUUCUUUCAAUCCAGUAGUUGAAUUCCAUUUCAGAGGGGCUCUUGGGACCAAUUUUCCUGAGGGGAAUCCUUGAUGAUUAUCUUGAGGACUAAAUCUGGUCCUGCACCAGGCUAAGAUUCUGCACCGUUACUCCAGAGUAAAAGGAAAGAUAAAAGCCUAGCUCCAUGCUAGAUAAUUAAUACAAUAUGUGGUUUGAAAUAUGGUGUUCCAGAAACAGCUUGCUUUCUUGAAAUCCAUGGUGCUACCUGCAUCCAACACUUUAGAAACACAGCAAGCAGCCUAACGCCAAAUCAGACCAUUGUUCUGUCUAGUUCAGUACCGCGAUGCUGGUUGGCAGGAGCUCACUGCAGGCUUAGGCAGAUUUUUUCCCCUCCAGCCUUACAUGGCAAUGUCAUUGAUUGAACCUGGGAUGUUUUCUGUACAAAUCAUACUCUGCCACUAAGAUAUCUACCCUGUUCUGGAUUCAAAGCCACAUUAAUUUCAGUGGGACAGUGCAAGAUCACAGCCUUUAUGAAAGACCCAGAAGAAACCAGAUGGUGACCUUUUCCCUCCCAAGCAAUUUUUUAAACUGGUUUAAAAUGGGUCACUUUCUUUUCAGCUGGUCUAAACCAGUCAGCUAUCUGGUUUAUCAAGGACCUCUAUGCUAUAACAUGAAGUAAAUGGGCCAAAUGGCUGAUUGUUCAGCUUUCAGGCAUCCAAGAAACUUCUUAAGACUGAACCAAUUUUCUUAUGAAUGAUUAAUUUUGUGGAUUACCACAUGGUAGCCUUAAAGGACAAACUAAGUUAGCAGUGAGAGAUCAAAAGCAAAAAUGCAAAAAUGCCUCCAGUCAUGGAAAUUAUAGAAAAUGUAUAGUGGAACUAGGCCAUUAACAACAAUACAGAAAUUAUCACAGAUUUACAUGUAAUAAGCCUAAGUCAUGAACACUGGGGAGUGAGGGAAGAAAUAUUUAGAUCUUUUAAAAUAUGGACAACAUUAUAUAAAUAUAUUGGAUAAAUAAUAAUCACUUUAAAAAUCAAGACUUUAAACUUCUUUAUCUGGAACAGAGGCUUAUGGGUCAUGUAGUUGUUGUUUUUUUUAACAUAUGUUACUAAACCAAAAUCUUCUGUUCAAGCAGUUUCAAAAUAAGACUUAUAAUUGUGAACAUACAUAAAGAGGAAAGGCAGUUUGGCAAAUGAGCAUUGCGAGUCUUUACAUUUCUACUCAGAAAUAAAUACUAUUAUAUUCAACAAAAUUUAACUCCGUGGUACGCACAGCAGAAAUGGGAAUUGAAUGCCCACCAGAUGUUGCUGGACAGAAACUCCAUCAACCCUACCCAGUGUAUAGGAUCGCAUGAGCCAUCCUGAGGGCAGGAUAUAAAUGCUUGUAAUGAUGAGGAUGAGGAUGAUGAGAGACUUUCCUGAGGUUUGGAAAACCCUGGCAGUUUUUGUUCACGAGCAGCUUUUCUUUGUGACUAUUGUAAUAGAAUAUUGUAAUAGUACAAUGUUUUCUGUUCAAAGUACUUUUCCACCAUUACAUUUUGUGAGAUAGCAGCAGCUCACCUUUAUUUCUGGCAGUGUGGCAAUCAGUGGUGAUUUCAAACAGGUGCAACAGGUGUUUCAAACUUUCUAGUAUUUUGCCGACACUAGAAAUGUGCAUAUCAGAAAAGCUUAGUCUCACUGUAGUUCUCCAGAUGCUAUCUUGAAGCUUAUUUAACUUGGAUUCAUAGCAGAUUAUGAGCUCUCCCCACUUUUCACAUGAGAAUUUUCAUGCAUGUUUUCCCAAAUACAUGCAUCAACUGUACACCUCUUUGACAUAUGCACAUUCUUUUUCCCUUGGUGAAAGAGUAUUUGUGCACAUUUUUCAAAGAUUCAGAUUUUAAUAUGCAUUUUUCAGAGAUAUGCAUACUGUUGAACACAUUGUUUUUGGGCCCCAAAUCAUAUUGAAAGCUCAAAAUAAUAUGGCUUCACUGCAGAUUGCCUGCAAGUUCAUGUUUAGUCUAAAAGGUGCAAACUGUUUCAGUUCCAGUUAAAAAUGAACAGAAAUGAAUUUCUCCUCCCUAGCUGACAUUAGCUCCAAUCCUCUUACAGUAGCCUACUAAUCAUACAAGCACAGAGAUCCCAUUUACUCCUCCUAAAAAGAACAAAAAUAGUUGUAUUAUUUGGGACUAGUCCAAAAGAGAAAGUGAAAGAGAGAAGGAUGGCCUUACCUAGCCAGCACUGAACUCAAUGAACAGUUUGAUAACUUAGUACAAAUCAGGCCACACUAAACCUGGGGUGAUUAACCUUCCUUCCUAUGGGCCACAUGCGACCCUCAGCCUAAUUUCAUCUUGGCCUAAUUUUCAUGCAGCCCCACUCACCAACAGACUGGUCAAGUUCACACAUCAUGGCAAGGGACACUGUGUGAUUAUCUCAUAGUUUUUUACCUCCUUGUGCCUGACAAACAAUCAGGCUCAUGGUGGCAGUGUUGUGUUCAAGUCCUUUACUCCAGGUCUCAAGUCUUUACUUUCAAGUCCACGUUGAAUCUCAUCAUUGCAAGAAACUGUUGAAUCACGUCUUAAGUCUUUCUGACAUCAGUAUUUCUGAAAUCUAAUGAGCCAACUUUACCAGAAAAAGGGAGGUGGUGGUGGGGUAUGUGUGUGUGUGGUGGUGGUGGUGGGAGUGUGUGUUGUAAACCACUCCCAUGCCAAAAAGCUGAAGCCAUCUGCUUCCCCAUAUUGUACCCCCUCUGCUGAGUUCAUGUCUGCCUCCCAGCCCAUUGCAGAUGCCUUCCUCCAAGAUGGCCCCAGGAUAUCACUGGACUCGAGGCCCCAGCACUAGCCAGAUUGUUAACACAACAAAGAGUCAGAUGACUGCUGUUCCAAACUUUCCCAUGCCAAACCAAGUAACAAACAGGGUAAUACUAAGGUAAAGAGUCUCCAAGGACAAACUGGGAUAUAUUCACAGAAAAACAAUGGAUUUUGCCUGCAGCUAAUUAUUUAUUACAGGCAUUUAUACCCUGUCCUAUUGCUUUGAGUGCUCAGGACGGCUUACAAAAUAUAUAAAAAUACAAUAAAUAUAAAACUACUAUAAAAACAUUAAUUAUUAAAACAAUAUAAAACAUCACUAUAACGUCACUAUAAAAUGCAACUGUUAAAAUGCUGCUAAUUAGAAGCACAGUAAAACAUUUAUUAGGUAAGAUUUAGAAUCACCUUUCUUAAUUCUAAAUUCUCUUUAAGCAAUGCUUAUGAAAAGAAUGUGAUGUGUAUGUUUUUGUUGUUUUGUUGUUAAACUUAAUUUAUACUGUUAAUUUAUAUUAUUUUAAGGAUGUUUAUUUAUGGAUGUAAGCCGCCCCGAGGCUUCGGCGAAUGGGGCGGCAUAGAAGUCUCC